CGUACUUAAUCGCAGGGUAACCCUGGAGCUUCAAAAUCGAGCAACGCCGUUCUCUCUCUCUCUCUCUCUCUGCGCUACUGUUCUGGCCGAUCUACGCACGCACGCAAGGGAAAGAUAAAUCAAAGGAAGGAGAGGGCGCGAGGAUCGAUUUGGUUCCAUUUUUUGGACAUUGUUUUACCUUUGUCGUCUUUGAUAUAAUCUUGCGAUGAGGAGAAUGGAAGGAGAGGAGAACGGGGACAAGGUCGAUGGAGCCGCGGAUUCUCCGACGUCUGUCUUAGAAGAGGAGCAGGGGAUUUGCAAUGCCAAUGCCGUUGUGACUGCUUCCGAAGAGGAGGAGAAGCCCCAGAUCGGAGGUCAUGGAGAGAGCGUUGUGGCUGAAGAAGUCACGGCUCUGCCGCUGGAGUUUGAGGCAAAGAAUGGAGAUACCUCUCUCAUCACGGACGCCAUGGAGAAGGAAGAGGAGAAGUUACUGGACGCCCGGAUGAACGAAGCGAAGGUCAAGCAGGAAAUGUCUCGGGACAUUGACGACCAUGAGCUUCGCUUCAGCAAGUUGGAUGAGUUGCUGACCCAAACCCAGCUUUACUCGGAGUUUCUUCUUGAGAAGAUGGAUGACAUCACAUUCCACAAUAACUCAGAGAACACUGCUGAAGUAGAAGAUGAGGCUAAAGGGAAGAAAACAGGCCGAGGUAGAAAGAGGAAGCCAGCCUCACAAUACAACAAUAGGAAAGCCAAGACUGCAGUGCGAGCCAUGUUGACACGAUCUCAUGAAGCUAUGGCUCCUGAAGAUGCUGGCCUCACAGAGGAGGAUAAGGCUGAGAAAGAGCAAUCUGAGUUGGUGCCCUUGAUUACUGGAGGGAAAUUGAAGUCUUAUCAAAUAAAAGGCGUAAAAUGGCUGAUUUCUUUGUGGCAAAAUGGUCUCAAUGGGAUACUUGCAGAUCAAAUGGGUCUUGGCAAAACCAUUCAGACCAUUGGAUUUCUUGCACAUCUUAAAGGAAAAGGUUUGGAUGGUCCUUACAUGGUUAUUGCUCCCCUUUCUACUCUCUCAAAUUGGGUGAAUGAGGUUUCCAGGUUUGUUCCUUCUAUGACUGCUAUUAUAUAUCAUGGAUCAAAGAAGGAAAGGUUGGAUAUUAGAAGAAAACACAUGCCUAAGGAGAUUGGCCCUAAGUUUCCUCUCAUAAUUACUUCUUAUGAGGUUGCAAUGAAUGAUGCAAAAUUUCUAGCUCAAUAUAAAUGGAAAUAUGUUGUUGUUGAUGAGGGUCAUCGAUUAAAGAAUAGUAAAUGCAUUUUGUUGAGGGAAUUAAGGCGUCUGCCAAUUGAAAACAAGCUUCUUCUGACUGGAACACCCCUGCAAAAUAAUUUGGCUGAACUUUGGUCACUACUAAAUUUUAUCCUGCCUGAUAUUUUUGCAUCCAAUGAGGAGUUUGAGUCAUGGUUUGAUUUUUCUGGGAGGGCCAAUAGUGAGAGUCAGUUGGAAGAGAAUGAGGAAAAGAGAAGGGUUCAGGUGGUCACAAAGCUCCAUUCCAUACUACGCCCCUUUCUCCUACGAAGAAUGAAGGAAAAUGUAGAGCGGAUGCUUCCUCGCAAGAAGGAGAUAAUUUUAUACGCUAACAUGACUGAUCAUCAAAAACAUAUCCAGGAUCACUUAGUUGAUAAGACUUUUGGAAAUCAGUUGGAAAAGGAAGCAGAUAAUGUGACUUGGAUGUCCGGCAUGAAGGGUAAGCUGAACAAUUUGAUUAUUCAGCUUAGGAAGAACUGCAACCACCCUGAUCUCUUCGAAUCUGCAAUCAAUGGAUCGUAUUUUUAUCCACCGAUUGAACAACUAAUAGGACAGUGUGGCAAGUUUCAGUUGCUGGACAGAUUGUUGGGUUUGCUGCUUGCUCAGAAGCACAAAGUUCUUAUUUUCUCCCAGUGGACUAAAGUUUUGGACAUCAUUGACUAUUAUUUAAGUGAGAAAGGGCUUGAGGUUUGCAGAAUUGAUGGUCGUGUUAAGCUGGAUGAAAGAAAAAGGCAGAUAGAUGCAUUUAAUGAUUUAAACAGCAAUGUUAGUAUUUUUCUUCUCAGCACCCGAGCCGGUGGGCUGGGUAUAAACUUAACAGCUGCUGAUACCUGUAUCUUAUAUGACAGUGAUUGGAAUCCUCAAAUGGAUCUGCAGGCAAUGGAUCGAUGCCACAGGAUUGGGCAAACAAGGCCUGUUCAUGUGUAUAGGCUGGCAACAUCACACUCCGUAGAGGGACGGAUAAUUAAAAGAGCUUUUGGAAAAUUGAAGCUGGAGCAUGUGGUCAUUGCAAAAGGACAUUUCCAACUAGAGCGGAUGAAACCCAACACAUUAGAGGAAUCCGAACUGUUGGCACUGCUGCGAGAUGAAGAAGACCCCGAAGAUAAGCUGGUUCAAACAGACAUCACUGAUGAAGACCUAUUGAGAGUCUUGGAUCGCAGCGAUCUGACAGGUCCAGUGGAUGGUGAUGCAGCAUCUCGCAAUUCUCUUCCUCUUAAAGGACCUGGUUGGGAGGUGGUGAUACCCACCAAAAGCGGUGGCGGCGUGCUGUCUUCACUCAGCAGCUGAUUGGGGUGGAUGCAUCUUAGUGUUCUGGCUGGAACUUCACAUUUUGUUCGGUCAACUCUGCAGCUUGUGAGGCUGAUGGCCGACCACCGGACGGUUUUCGUCUUGGAACUUCCAUUCAAGAAAACUUAUUGGCAAAACAACAGCACGCAUGGCUUUGUAUUUUUCUUUUGGGAGGUCUUUCUUUUGUGCUGUUGCAAUUUUGCAGAUCACUAUGUGUAACAGCAAGCAGCAUUUAAGAUCUUACCGCUGGCUAUGCUACGCCCAAUCUAUAUAUGGAAACCUGAUGACCUGUAAAGUUAGUACAAAAAAUAUUUUAUUGGGCGUUUGAUACAAAUUGGUCCACGAUAACAAA
Musa acuminata subsp. malaccensis (wild Malaysian banana) is the source of this 2915-nucleotide messenger RNA. The record is from RefSeq and is a predicted model, not a curated record. Lineage: Eukaryota; Viridiplantae; Streptophyta; Magnoliopsida; Zingiberales; Musaceae.